UCGGCCGUGUGGUUCGCGUGCCGUCGCAAGCUCGCGGAAGCUCCGUUGCGCGCGCGAAGUAUCUCUGAGAGAGAGAGAGAGAGAGAGAGAGAGAGCGCAGCCUCUCUCUUUUUUAUUCUUCUUCCACUCGCAGGCCGAUUGUCUUCUCGUUGCGCUUCUUUCCUUUUGUUUCUUCUCCACUAAUUUCCCUUUCGCUCGAGGAGUGCGCGAAACAUACGAGAAGAAAAAUCCGGGGGUGAGUGUCGAUGUUUCCAUUCGCGGAGGUCAACGUACGUUACAAGAAUGCCUAACGAGAACGGACCAGUGUGUGCCUGCGGCGUGGUCGUCGACUUGAAGUCGCGAGACAGCUCGAUGGUCCCGCGUAAACUGACCAUCUUCGUGCCGAAAUCGAAGGGCAAUAAGAGUUCGGACGGCAAGGGCGCGCGGAAACAACAGGAUGAGGCGCGAGCGCCGAAGAUCCGCACGUUGAGCGAAAGCGGGAGCAGCAGUUCGGUGGUGGAGCCCAGGAGGAUUACGACCAAGAGCAGCAAACACGAGAAGCGGCUUAAUCACUCGCGAAGAACCCGCAGCGCGGACAGGGCCGAGUCGCAUUACACUUACAUCGAUUCCGACUCAAGUAUCCUGGGCGAAAGGAUCCGAGAGAUUACCAUCCCCGAAGCGCUGUACGCCACCAUACCGGAUACACCAAACUCGAGCAUUAAUAACUACGGGACUAGCCAGUUGAAUUCACAAAGCAGAUCGCAGCCUCUUUACGCUAUUCCGUCUAUGACGUCGCCGCCGCCGACGUACGACGUUGCAAUUGCGAAAACGCGACAGACUGGCUUGCCGCCGACGUACGAGGAGUACCUCUGUCACAAGUCUCGUUCGCACACUCCGCCGCCGCCGUGGUCCGACUCUAUUACGAUUACAUCGUCGUCGUCGUCAUCCAACCCGACCUCGAGUAUACAGGCGCGUCGCGAAUUCUUGGCCAGUCAGCCGGAGCUUCGCGAGUACUUGGCGCAGCUGACGCUCGCCCAGAGCGCCGAUCGUGGCUUGCACCACCUCCAUCAGCAUCAUCAGCAGCAACAGCAGCUGCAACAAUCCAGAGACCCGUCUUGUUCGUCGAAUCAGCAGACCCUGAGGGAACAGCAGGUCAGAGCGCAGCAGCGUGCACGAGCAAUGCCUCCCAGAUCGCAGAGCGUGAGUCGGGUUCAGCAGCAACGAAUCGCGACCAUGUACGAGGACGCUGCGUUCUGCAUGGAAACGACCGUACUGCAGUCGGCUUUCGACCAAGGAUUUGCCCUCUGUAGCUUGAUGUAAGAGAACGACCUCGGGCUGACGGCAGAGAUCGCGAGCACACGCUGAUACAUCAUCAAUCCGCGCGCGCAAUCGAGCUCUCUCGCGAAAGCUUCCCCGGCGCGCUGCGGGUCAAGCUGCAUCCAAGCCGUGACGAGAUGCGGCGCUUUUGGUUUUGGCAGACCGCAAGCGAUCGAUGUUAGCGAUACGACACUAUCCUUUGUCUCUAUCGAAUGUAACUGUCGGGUCUAAUAGCGGUAGGAUAAAAAUCGCCGACCACGGCGAUUGAGAUGUUUCAGUCGGGGAGUCCGGUUCUACAUUAAACCCGUCAAGUUGGAGGACCAGUGGCGAAUCUCGAGGUAUAACAUUGUAUUUUUAUGUUUUACUGAUACAAAUGAUUACAUACCGCCAUUUUGUCCCAAUGCGAACAAUUGGGAAUAUAUUUUAUGAAAAAGAUAAGGCCUACAAGGGUCGCGCGCUAAUCUUAACGUGAAUAAGUUCGAAUGGGAGGAUAAUAAUGUUUGACAGUGUUAUAUAUAUAGGCGCCGAAUAUUUUUCCGGUUUUAUAACGCGAUAAGUCAAACUUUCAAAAAACGACCCUCUGAGUCCCAAUUAUUAUUAUUUAAUUAAUCCCUCCCUUUAAAAAUUCCCAAAUACCUAACAUCAUUAUCCUCCCAUUCAGACUUAUUUGCACAACUGUGCAACUAUAAGAACGCACAGAUCUUAUCUUUCUCUUAAUUAAGUACAUACCUUCAAAGCUUUUGAUAUAUACAAUUCACGUCAAUGCUGUUAAGUUUCAAUGCUACAAAUGCUAGUAUUACAUAGCGUUUUGUCAAAGUAUAAUGAAACAUUCGGGAAUUAUUUAAUAUUUGGUUAUCUUAAAACUUUACCUGCAUUUCGUCCUUAUUCUUAAUAUUAGUCAGCAAUGUAUUGAUUAUGUAAUUUGUUCACAAAUAGAGUAUAAUGAUAAGCAAAUAUUAAAUAAUUUAAUGAAGAUUUUGAUAGGUAAGUGAGUAUACAAAACAACCAGUUUUUUUUUCUCUUAUAGAAUUAUAUUAUAUAAUAUAUUAUUAUAUUAUAUUAUAUAAUAGUCAGUAGAAUUUAAAGACGCAAGUAUAGGGCUGGAAAAGGAGGAGUAAGCCUGCGACAGCCGCUGCAUCCUGCGUCCUGUAUUCUGUCCUACAGUUAACUCCUGGUUAUCUCGCUUCAUGAUCUCGGAAGGAGUCAAUCAGAAAAGCAUUACUGUAAAUUAAAGAGCGCCCGUUAAUCAACGACAAAUGUCGAGUGCUACACUUUCGAUUCGUUCAAAAUUAUCAUAAUCAUUUAUGGCUGGACAAUUUGAUAACAGACUUUUGACCACUUAAAAUAUUCCGGAAUAUUUCGAGGAACAUCGAGAACAUUGAUUGCUGUGAUUUUCUUAGCCACUGCGCAUGCUUGUCACUGAUUGUUGAGCAACGACGGUUUGUAACUGACGGCAGGUGACUUUGAUUUUUUCGAAGGUGUCCAUUGUUUUGAUACCGCCAUGCGUCGCGUACUUGUCCGCGAGCGUGUCAUUGUAUCUCGCGCCAACGAGCAACGCACUAUGGACGUAGCGUAUUUAAACCGAGUGUUUCCCUUUGUUUGAGGAAUGGGGUUUGAGGUACACGUAGAAAAGGACGCACACUGUUUUAUGCCCUUUGCGUUCUCUUCAGAGCGUACGAGAGUGAACACAGGCGGCACGAAACAGCGUGAGUCCUUUUCUACGUGCACCUUCUCGUCGGCCGCCAUUCCUCACCACUCGGUCUCUGUAUGUACUAUUUACGCACACAUCGCGACGCGGAGCGUGUGUGUCGGCGAGUUGUUUACAAUUCCCGUUAGGUGUAGCGGAAAUCUUUUGUCGGUUAUUGAAAUAUUUAAUCGUACAUUUUUCAUUGGUUACUGAGAUAUUUGAUCUAUUCAGGAUCGCGUUAGUUGACACAUGUUUCUCUGAUUCUGAAUCUAUAUAAGCGCGAGUGUCACUAUUUGUGUUCGGCGCGAGGAGGCAGCCGGAAGCAGGAUGCUGAAGCGGUAAGCCAGAAUGCAGGACGCAGGAUGCCGGUACGCGGGCAGCGAAACAGCUCCAGGUGUGGCAAAUUAUUUAUUACGCAGAGUGUUUCCGACUUUUAUGGACACCGACGAGCUUACCGAGAGUGACGGACAUUAAGGUAGAACAAUAGUCUGUAUAGUGUUGCAUCUCGAGAUCCUCUAUUGAUACUUCAAGUUGGUUGGAAUUUGUUGAAUUAAUGUACACAAAGAAGAUAUUGCAGCAAAGAUCACGUUAAAAUUAUACUUUUUUUUAUAAAGCUUUUUUUUGUAAAGUUGAAUUGUACUGCAAUUGUAGCAUAAAUUAUAUUAUUACUACAGAAAUAAUAAUUAUUAAUAGAAAUAGUAUUAUUUAUUACGGAAAUAGUACAAAUUUAACGAUCUAACUGAUAUAUCCCAAACAGCAUAGCUCUCCAUAGGACAUCCUUUCUCUUUCACUCUAAAUAUGUCCUGAGAAUGUCCCAAAGACAUCCUCUGGAGAUUUUGUGCUGUUCGGGAUGCGAUAUAAAAAACAUUCAAGUAAUUAUAAUAAUUUUAUAGUCACAUCAAACGUACGUAACAUGCAUAAUUUUUUAUUAAAUAUGCAGCAAUUUCAGUCACAAUCUCUGUAUGAUCCACGACUACAAAAAGUUUGUUUUAACUUUUGCUGCAAUACUUUCUCUAUGUAAAAGCAGAAUUUCGAUUCGGAAAAUGUCUACCUUCUUAGCAUAAUAAAGGAGAAACGCAAAUCGCACAGUUACUUAACCAAGGGUACAGGUCGCGAGAGAUUCGACGGAAUUUGAAAGAUCAAACACGCGUGACUUGGACGUAAGUACGAAAUAGCCGUUUGUGCGAUUUUCGGUAACUCGGACUGUCGAGCCGUCUACAUAAGCGACGUCAGCAAAGGCUGGGAACGUCUCCUCGUUGAUCUGGAAAAAUUAGGGCGCGUUCGUUAACCGUCUUUAUCCUCUGUGCGAGCGAGCUGUAUCCGAUCUAAUUCCGAUUGCCUUCGAUUCCCCUGGCUGGUCCGGGUCGCCAAGUUUUUCCCAUUUCCUCUACGUGGACGCGCUGGUCGCCGAAAUAGCGGGCUUUGCCGUAACACGCUUGCCGCGUUGUGAGUUUCGUUCUUCCGCGAACAUAAAGCUCACUCUUUGUCCGCUGACAAACGUCACUCGUGUCAUACCUUUCUUUUUUUUUUUUCUUUCGGGGAAUAAAACCCCCGACGGGUCUAUUUCACCUCGAACAUCGUUGAUUUGUUGAAGAGUGACGACCGAGAAUAUCAGCUAGUCGAAACUAAUGCUGAAACUCUCCGUUUGAUAUUUCUAGCAAGAGGAGAGAGAUAGAGAGAGAGAGAAAGAGAAAAGAAGGGAAAAUAGAGGAAGAAAACGGCGAUAAUGCAAUCUUGUUAUUUCUCAAAAUUAUAUUAUAAUUUAUAACUAAUUUAAUUUAGUACUAGCUAAUUUAAUACGGGGAGAGAGAGAGAGAGAGAGAGAGAGAGAGAGAGAGAAAGAGAGAGAGAGAGGGAGAGAAUAAAAUGGAGUUGCGGGAGAAGAAAUUAGCAUGAUUUCAUUUUUCGUUUGGUGGCAAACUUUGCCACUCGCGGGAUUUAAUUUGCGAUUUCAUAAUUGCAAUAUUUAACACUCAGUGCACACAUUCAGCAUUCAAAUUUGUCCCUAUUUACAUACAUACAAGAGUUAGCGUAACCCUUAUUUUCGUUAGCGUAUUUUCUUUUCUUGUUACACGGGUUCUAGUUCAUCGAUGUGAAUGUUUUUUUUUUUUAAUCGAUAGCUUAUAAAGAUUAAAGAAUAAAAUUAUAUGAAUUAGAAAGUUAGAAAUAUCCCGAUACAAAAGAUAUUUUGCAAUAAGUAAAGAAAAGAUUUUGAAAUUGUGAAAAAACCGUUUUGUUCCAAAUUGUUGUAAUUAAAAAAAAAUGACAUUUUUUAAAGUCUUAAAAGUGACAAAUGAAUAGCUAAAGAGUUGAAAUUUAAUUUAAAAAACUGGUAUUAUGAUUUAUUCUAAAAAAUAUAUUUUUACAGCGAGGUGAAAUUAAGUGAUUUCAUAGUUUUAGCAAAAAUAAGUUUAUAAUCGAAAAUUGCUGUUUUUUGAUGAAAAUAAAUAUAAGAAAGAUAAAUAAAAUGCUUUUAUGAUUAUUAUAUAGAAAAUGUUUAUAAUUUAAAUGUUGGCCUUAUCAAUAUUAUUGUGCCGAGAAAAGACAGACAUAUUGAAAUUGUCAGAAAAUUCAGACAUAUUUGAAAUUUAUCUUUAAAAUAUUUAUUCAUUUAUUGUUACAAAGUAAGCAUACUCUACUGAAAAACAGUCGAGGACUUUAACACGAGACGCUAAGUUUGCUUUACUGUUAAAUAAACACAUUAAUAAGUCAAUGAAAUAUUGCUUAAAAGAUAUGUAUUUAUUUUAUUUCUAUUGGCAAAACUCAUUUUUAAUUUAAAAACAGUUAUUACGCUUAUUAGUACGCUUAUGUAAAUACGCUUUGUGGUUCAAAAAAACACGUCAAGCCACGCGCUAUACCUCUGAUACCUUUUUCAUUGAAUAACAACAUAAUAUUAAUGUAUUUCACUUUUUAUGAGUUACAUAUACGAAAUUACAAAUAAUUUAAUAAAUCACUUUAACCUAUAUUUUUAGUUUUCAAAAUUUAUUGACUUUCUUGCUACUCACAUAUACUGGGUUACGCUAACCCUCGCAAUCAACUGUCGAUCUUCUGGCUCGACUGUUUACAGCGCACUCAGGCUGCCGAAUAGGGGAUUUAUGGAGGGAAUACACAAGUUUUUCCUCCUCAAACCUCAGCGCCCUACUAAAAACCUCGUAUUGCUUUUAAACGCCGCAUGUCUGAAAAACAAACAGGAUUACACUAUCCAUGCUACGUUUCAAAACUCUACUCGACAGGCAUAGUAAAAUUUAAUUGAUCAAUUAGGAUAAAGAGAACUAAGAUUUCUUCAUCUCUCUUUCUCGUGAUUGCCUAAUUGAAUGUUAUUCUACGCGCCGCACAGUGUGCCAAAAAGCACAUUUGGUGGACAAAAUUCUGCCUACAUCACAAAUCUGUAUCGAUUUUGAUGAAACUUUUUUUAAAAUACUCGUGAAUAAUUUUAUUAUAAUGUCUCACUGCUAAAAAUUUGAAAAAGUAAACAUAACCCCAAAAAAUAACCCCAAAUUCCAUUACUUGUUACCCCUCUAAUUACCUCAAACUUCAUAACACCAUGGUCCAAAACUCCAUCAUUCUAAAUCUUAUAGUCCCAUAACUCCAAAAUCUGAUUACCCACGAGUUGAAAACCCCAUAACCUUAAACCCCAUAAUCCCAAACUCCAUAAUCCCAUAACGGGGUUAUGGAGUUUCGGAUUAUGGGGUUUUUAACUCGUGGGUAAUCAGAUUUACGAGUUAUGGGACUAUAAGUUUUGGAAUGAUGAAGUUUCAAACCAUGGUGUUAUGAAGUUUGAAGUAAUUAGGGGUAACAAGGAAUGGGGUUAUUUUUUAGGGUUAUAUUUACUUUUUUCAAAUUUUUGGCAGUGAGAUAUUAGAACUAUUCAUGAGUAUUUUAAAAAAAGUUUCAUCAAAAUCGAUGCAGAAUUUUGUCCACCAAAUGUGUUUUUUAGCACACUGUGCGUCGAGUAGGAUUUUGGAACGGAGCGUGUGUGUGUGUGUGUGUGUGUGUGCGCACUGAGGGUUAACGUCGCUAACCGAAAAGUUAGAAGCGCAAAUCCCGGAUUGAAUUUUCCCCCGCGGACACAUGCCGCGGCUUUAUUUUCCUUCGCGAGACGACGAACAAUCGCUACUUUUCGGCAACGCCUGACACGUGGAGAUUGCUUCGACCGGAGAUCUCAUUGCGUUGCGUGACUUAUAAUAACUACAACGAUGGUUAGUAAUCGUAAGUAAAAAUAAUAAUAAUAACUAUCAACGGAACUAUUUUCAUCUUACAUCUAUCGUCGUACUCAGCCGUUUCGUGCUGUCACGUUUAGCAUAGGCGAUUUGUAAACGGACGGAUGCUGUAGGCAUUCGACAUCUAACACACAUGGUCCUAACGACAUACAAAGCAGAAAGUAGUGUGUAAAGUGUGUAAAGUCGAUGUUAAUAACGUGUCACACUAUAGCGUUGAUCCGCGCCGAUUGAAGCGCGCGAGAGAACCGCACAUUAAAGUUACUAGUCACUAUUUUAGACGUGAAUAAAACGAGAAUAUCGCAACUCUAGUCGAAUAUUAUAUUAUCAGAUAUUUACGCGAUUGAGUUGACAUCUGAGCAAAACGUGUUUUCUUUCCGCUUGCUAUUUUAGCGCUGCCAGUCGAGCGGAUUGAAACGUAAUGUAGUAUGUACGUGUGUAAGGGAAAUUCGGGAAACGCGUUAUCCCGUGUAGGAUUUUACGAUAUAGGGCGGGCCACUACUAGAUGCCAAAUUUUCGAUGUCGGCCCGACAUAUCGAUUUACGAAACGGCCGGAGCCAAUAUUGGCCCGGCGUUCGAUCACAGUCGUAUAAUAGUUUAGGUUCAACAGCAGCAGCAGCCAAUUCUUGGCCGAGCAUUCGCAUUCGUCACAUCAAUCACGAGAGCGAAGUAACGACGAGUCGCACAAAUUUUUCGAAGGAAAUAAAAACUCCCCCGACACAUUCUCCAUUUCCUCGUCUAAAUAGAUCUUGACGUCUUUGUGCGCGCGUUUACCACGUGUCGUAUAUCGUACGCGUGAAAUACGUGUUACGAUAAAGGUAAAACAUACGAUGAGCGUAAAACGCGUGCGGCGCAAAAAACCGAGAAAAAUGGUGCUUGUUUUUCACAUUCCUACGUCGAUUUUUUGCGCCGAGGCAGUUUUUUUUUUAAGCUACCGCAUACAAUGUGGAGUCUGUGAGACUCGAACAAAUAUUCGAUUGCUCACCGAAUUUCAUAAAAGGUCCGGGAAAAUUUCAGAACAGCAAAUCUGUUAGCAGAUUUUUAUUUUAGCUGAGGUUCUUCUACAUCUUUGGAAGAAAAUGUGUCCAAAAAUAUUAAUUUUCGACAGUCAUGGUGAUUCAAAGCUGCCCAAAGCUGACAAACGUAAUUUGUGUAUUUCAAAAAAUAUGAUUGUACACAGAGAAAAUAUGAUUCUACUGCUAAGAAA
Messenger RNA from Odontomachus brunneus, 8407 nucleotides. RefSeq lists its product as uncharacterized. NCBI's taxonomy places the organism in Eukaryota, Metazoa, Arthropoda, Insecta, Hymenoptera, Formicidae. The coding region runs from base 283 to 1299 and encodes 338 amino acids. The record is from RefSeq and is a predicted model, not a curated record. The transcript is spliced from 5 exons.